Molecule: messenger RNA, 1732 nt
Organism: Schistosoma rodhaini
Lineage: Eukaryota; Metazoa; Platyhelminthes; Trematoda; Strigeidida; Schistosomatidae
Source: the annotation of a GenBank genome assembly
UUUAAUUUAUACAAACUAUAACUAUCUCAAGUUUUCAUAUUCUUUUAAUUUUUUUUUACUUUUCAUUAUUAUUUCUUUAUCUAAAUGAAAUAAAAUAUUAUUUAUUUUUUUUUAAAAAAAAUUAUGGAUUCUUUAUUUAAUUUAUUUAUAAAAGUUAAAAAUAAAACAAAUCAAUUAAAAUAUAAACAACAUUAUCAUCAUACUACUUAUAAUAAUAAUAAUAAUAAUGAUAAUAAUAAUAAUAAUGGUGAUGAAAUGAAUCCAUCUAGAAAAUUAAAAAAACAUCAUCGUUUAAAAACAAUUAGAAAAUCAUUUAUUAAUAUAUUACAACAUGAUAAAGAAUUUAAUGAAAAUAAUAAAAAUUAUAAUCAUAAUAAUCAAUUAUUUAAUGAAAAUGAAGAAAAUUUAAAUUUAUCAAAAAAUAAUAAAAUUAAUAAUAAUAAUAAUAAUAAUAAUAAUAAUAAUAAUAAUGAUCAAAUAAUUGAUUCAUUAAAAUUAAUUGAAAUAUAUCCUGAUUAUUAUAAAGAUUUCUACCAUUAUCAUCAUCAUCAUCAGCAUCAUCAUGAUCAUAAUGAUGAUGAUGAUGAUAUUGAAGCUUAUCAAGAAUAUCAACAAACUUUAAAUGAAAUUAAUUCUAUAUUAAUGAAUUCAACAAUAAACAAUCAAAAUUAUACAGAAGAAGAAUUGAAUGAAGAACUUGAAAAUUUAAAGAUUUCAAACAGUUCAAAUGGGAACAAGCAAUCUAAAUCACAAAUAUCAAAUGAUGGAUUAAUAGAAAAUUCCAACAGUUAAGGUAUUACAUUAAAUCUCGGAGAAACUGAUUCCAAUGAAAGUUAUUGAGAACGAUGGUAAUAAACAAUUAGAAGAAGAUGAUAUGGAAACACUUAUUGAGUGGGCCAAUUGAAAUUCAAUUCUUUUUUUUUAAUUACCAUUAUUAUUUCAAUCUCUUAUGUAAUCAAAUGGAUUAUUCAUAUACAUUUUAUGAAAUCUACACACUACUUAAAUAAUUUAAGUAGGUAAAAAUAUUUAUCAGAAACUUUGCAAAUAUCACUUUUAAAAAAAUAUUUUAACUAUUUGUAAAGAAGCAAAUAGAUAAAUAUAAAACAAUACAAAAGACUUGAUAUAUUCAAUAUGUAUUCGUUCAACUUUGAAUUUAAUAAUACAGGAAAUCGUUGUUUAUUACUUUAAACUAUUGAAUUUUUACAAUGUUAACAACUAGAUUCAUUGUUAAAUGUCACUUUGAUAUGUUUACAAAGAGAUUUGUUUUUAUAUUAAAAUUUAUUAUUUAUUAUUUGAUUGAUUUUUAAUCUUUUUCAUUGUCUUAAAGAAGAUCAUUUUGUAAUGCUUUUUUUUGAUUGAAUCUUUUUGACAUCUUUAUUGUUGAUUUAGAAUUCAGUUAUUUUUUGCAAAGUUCUUUUUCAUGUUCAUGUUUUCAUAAAAUGAUUUAAUUUUGGACUCAAAAAGUUUGAUUUUCGAUUGUUAUAUAUAUAUAUAUAUUUAUAGUUUUUGCUUUGUUAUAUUAUUUACUACUUUUAAGUAGUAUUUCUCAUGUAGUUGUACUUAUUUUUAUAAAACAGAAUGUAUCUUUCUUUUUAAUAGACAUGGGAAAAAGCUAUUUGGUAAACGUUUGUUCUCAUUUCUAUUUUUUGUGUGUACAAAACAUGAUUUCACAUUCCACAUUUAUGCAUCUAUGUACUAUCUCAAGGUUAAAAAGAUAGAUAAGUUAACAGAG